AUGCCAACUACUGUACAGCAUCACCAACCCCAUAUCCAUCCCCGCCACGUCUCCGCGGCCCUUCUUUUUGAUUGUCUGCCCUGUUCACCACGCCCAACUGGUCUCUCCACUAGAUGUAUCCUCUACUUUGCAAGGUACACUCGAGGUAUCCAUCGCAAUGCAUCCAGCCAUCCAGCCAUGAUCCGUACCGAACAGGCAGGUGCUAUGAAUUGCCGUGGCAGCAUCACCAGACCUGAAGUCUUAGCUACAUGUACUUGGCCACCGACUCUAAUGCUUGAUACCUGCCAAAAUCCCUCUCUACAUCUUGCUUGCCAUGGACCACAUCGGCUUUGGCUUGCAUUCCAGUGCACCGCCGCUCGCUGUCUCACACGCGGAUACGUACAAACUAACGCAAUUCUUCAAAGCACCAUUGUAUCUAGUAGACCUCGACUACAUGGUACAAUUACCCGCCCCAUUUCUCAUGAGCUCACCACUCCUCAUUACCCGUUGCCGCCACCCAGGUGCAUCCUUUAGUCUCGCUGCAACUGCACACUAAUGGUAGCCCCGACAUUAUGACAAUCGAAGCCCACCUGCGCCCAACAAACGGGAUGACGUACAUCCCUACCCAUCCCAAUCCCCAGAUCCUGCUGUACGGCGCAGCCUGCAUCUGCCUCUGCUGCAUUCUUCACCGCUUGCAACCGCUCAUGCGAUGCGCAUCAUGCCUGCUUACCUGCGCCUGACAGACCCUCUCCUACCGUUCCUCCAACCUCACUCAGCACAGAGCUCGUAUGCUUUCAUCUGCACUGCCUGAAGCCUACACCAGUACAGCAACGACAAUGUACU
Molecule: messenger RNA, 822 nt
Organism: Periconia digitata
Lineage: Eukaryota; Fungi; Ascomycota; Dothideomycetes; Pleosporales; Periconiaceae
Source: the annotation of a GenBank genome assembly